UCUCCUGACUGCAUACCGAAGAAGGAAGGCGUUGGGAUAUUUUUUUUCCUUUUCCUAUGCUGCUAUUCAAAUUCUCUAGAUUUUAUAAGCUUUUUUAUUUUUCUUAUUAAAGUCUAAUGUUCUCCCAGGGUGGCUGAGCUCGCUGUGCAAUUAAACUCCUAUUGCUUUGGUUCUUUGUAGAUGAGCAGGAAGCACCUCAGAAUACCACAGCAACAUUGAGUAGCUGUGUCCUCUCCAGAUCAUACUAUGACCUUCACAAGACAUGAAGGAACAAGCAGUGCUGUCUUUCCUUCUCAUUCUCAUCCAGUCUGUCUGUGCAUUUAAAGAUACACCCUUUUCAGUUUUCUUCAACCAUCAUCGUAGUGCAAAUGACAAGAUUGUCAUUGGAAGAUAUGGUGAAGAUAUAAUUCUCCCUUGCUCAUUUCAGAAUGAGCCUGAUGUUGUAAUUCACUGGAAGAACCAAGAUAACUCCAAUGUUCACAGUUACUACAGAGGCAGUGACCAUUUGGAAAACCAAGAUCCUAAAUUUGCAAACAGGACCUUUCUAUUCCACAGCAAGAUUCAAAAUGGGAAUGCCUCUCUAUACUUCAGAAGGCUAAGCCUUCUGGAUGAAGGAAUUUACAUCUGCUACGUGGGAACAGCAGUUGGACAGGUCACAAAGAAAGUGGUGCUAAAGGUGGGAGCCUUCCUCACUCCCGCGAUGAAGCACGAGAAGAGAAACACGAGCAGCUUCCUGGUGUGCAGUGUGCUCAGUGUUUAUCCUCGUCCACGUGUCACAUGGAAAGUGGACACUGCGUCUGUCUCUGGAAGCAAAACAGAAGAAACAGGGUAUCUGGGACCUUUUUAUAUUAGCAGCGCCCUGAAUAUCACAGGAUCAAAUUCAUCUUAUGAAUGUGCAAUUGAAAACCCAUUGCUGAAGAAGACAUGGACAGGGCGGUGGACCCAGGAAGGUGACCUUUGCAAAAGGCAAAGCGAAUAUGCUUCACUCUCAUGUCAAGGAAUAAGAAACUUUUCUGUACCAAGUGAAGACUUCAUCGUUACUUGGUCCAUAAGGAAAAAUGGAAUUGCCUCCGUCUUAGGUUGCUAUUUGAGUGCCUCACAAAUUCCAGUCAUCAAUGAACCCCGAUUCUCUUGGAACAAAGAACUGAUAAACCAGAAUGAUUUCUCUAUGACUUUGACAGAUCUUAGUGUUUCAGACACUGGGGAAUAUUUGUGCAAUAUUUCUUCAAGAGAAUAUACUCUGCUCACUGUCCAUACGCUGCAUAUAGAACCCAGUGAAGGAAAUGCUUCCUGGAUAAUACCUGUUCUGGUGGCAUUGGGUGUUUGGGCAGUGUUUCUGACCUUGAUAGUGAACUUCCGUUAUAAAUGGAGAAGAUACCUCUCAGAAAAUGUCUACUGAUGAAGAGACUAGCAAUGAUGGUAAUUUAGAAGUCAACAUGCCUCUUCAAAUAGCCAGCCAGUACAGGAAAUGAAGACAGACCAUGAUGAGCAUUCAGAAUAUACAGUGACGUCAUCUCGUCCUCACUGCCGUCCCAGGCAAUGGCUUGUCAGCCCUGGAAGUUUUACCACUGGGAAGAUUGAACUGUUCUCUUUUAUUCAGCUUUCCUUUUGUCUUCAAUAACUUGUGUAAUAUAAACUCAAUUGCCAAUGUGACAGUGUUGGAAGCUGGGCCUAAUAAGAGGUAAUUAGGUCAUGAGGGUCCUACCAUGGCUGUGGGAGUGGGGUAGUUAUUGAAAGAAUGAGUUUGGUCUGCUCUUAUCCUUGCCUUCUUCUGGCCUUCUGCCUUCUGCUAUGGGAUACAGUGAAAAGAUUCUUGAUUGAGGCCAGCACCUUGAUUUUGGAUUGUGCAACCUCCAGUAGUAUAAAAAAUAAAUUUUUGUUUUUCAUAAAUUUGUUAUUGUCAGGUAUACAAGGCAUCCAGUAUUAUGUUCAUGCAUUAUGAUAUAUACAACCAUUUCUGACCCUCCCACCUGCAUUAGAUUGUAAGUACAUAAAAGCAACUCAACUUAACUUAGAAAGUAAUCAUCUUAAUUAUUUACUUCUGCUGCCGUAUGCUCAGGUGAACACAGUGAGUUUCCACCUAGAACUCAGCAGGGAUGUACUAUCAGGAGCUGACCUAUAAUUUGACUAAUCAUUGAGGGCUAAAAGCAGUAGGAACAGGUUAGAGCUUAGUGAUGGUAUGAAAUGCCAGGGCCUGAAAACAUGACCAUUGAUUUGAGGUAGUAUACCUUAGGUUUAUUUAAUGGCUGUAUGAGCAUAACCCACAAAAUUUAGUAUGGUAAGACUCAGGGUUGCUGCGGAGUAAAAGUCUUGGUAUGUCCAAGAAUGUUUAAGGGGAAAAGGCCUCUCAAGAAUUGAUGUAUCUGAAGUCAGGUUGCUAUGAUCAAGUGACCCUGACCAUGAAGUUAAUUUAAUGAACUCAUAUCAGUUGGAAUACAGUUAAUCAGCUUUCUAAUAGAUGUAGCUUUCCAUAUAAAUUUAAUACAGGGAGAGAUGCAGUAUCCAGCUGACUUCAUGGUCUCUUUCCCUCACCCUUAGUCAUAAAUUUAUAGCAAAAAUUCUAAUGUAAAUGUUUAUAUCAGCAUAACCAGAUAUUUUGUGACUUAACCAAUCAAAGCAUUGGCCCUAUAGUUUAUUUUAUCAUGUCUACAUCUUGUACUAUGACUAACCACUACAAAGACAACAAUAUGCAAUGUUUUAAUUAUUGAAACUC
Octodon degus (degu) is the source of this 2713-nucleotide messenger RNA. It is a transcript of the gene Hhla2, whose product is annotated as HERV-H LTR-associating 2. The coding region runs from base 263 to 1399 and encodes 378 amino acids. The transcript is spliced from 9 exons. Gene Ontology annotation, biological process: immune response; cell surface receptor signaling pathway; positive regulation of T cell proliferation. The record is from RefSeq and is a predicted model, not a curated record. NCBI's taxonomy places the organism in Eukaryota, Metazoa, Chordata, Mammalia, Rodentia, Octodontidae. Gene Ontology annotation, cellular component: external side of plasma membrane.